Trypanosoma rangeli is the source of this 624-nucleotide messenger RNA. RefSeq names its product Ran-binding protein. Bases 1 to 624 code for a protein of 207 amino acids. NCBI's taxonomy places the organism in Eukaryota, Euglenozoa, Kinetoplastea, Trypanosomatida, Trypanosomatidae. Gene Ontology annotation, biological process: protein import into nucleus. Gene Ontology annotation, molecular function: guanyl-nucleotide exchange factor activity; small GTPase binding. Gene Ontology annotation, cellular component: nucleus. The transcript has a single exon. The record is from RefSeq and is a predicted model, not a curated record.
AUGUCCGGGGAGAGAGAGGUGGAACUGUUUGGCGGCGCCAUCCGCUGCCGGCUUCCCGCCACUGCAGUGGACGUGAGCGACUUUAGGCAGGUGCCCGACACACAGGAGGUGUAUACGGAGGCGGAGACGGGCGUCUGCAUCAUCAUUGAGCUUCUCGCCCGCCAGGCAGACGUGCUGGACGAGGACUGUGGGGCGUUUUUUUUCAGCGACCUCGCACGUGCAAACGACUGCCGUGAUGGGGACUUCACGCUCGACGCGCAGCAGCCACUUGCACCUGCUGAUUACCCCCACGUGGCGCAGUUGCCGUGUGGGGCGGCCGCAGCGAGCGGGCGACGGUGCGCAUAUGGCUGCGUCACGUCUGGGCUGCAGCGCAUCUCGAAGUUCAAAAAUGAGCGGGGCAAAGACAAUGAGGUAUUUGUCGCCCUUGCAGUCCUGCGCUUUUUGCCGUCCAUCUCGUCGGAUGUGCUGCUCUCCGUUUCUGCACCUCAGUGGAUUCAUCCGGAGAGCAGCGAGGCUUGCGUGGUACGCCACCUCCGCGGCAGGGAGGAGGUGCUGGCGGUGCUGCAUCGUGCAGUGUCGUCUUUUGAGGUGCGAGACUGGUCGCUGUUUGUGCCGGAGGAUUGA